AUGAUUUACAAUAAAAGAACUAAGCAUUCAGUUGCGCAGAGGAAAGAAGAUGCUGCUCAGAGGAAAGCAGCUCUGGAGGCUGCUAUUAGAAAGAAAAUUGAAUUUGAGAAAAAAGCGCUAUAUACCGUUGAACAACUGCUGGAAGAGAACAUUACUGAAGAGUUCCUUGUGAAUUCUGGCAAACUUAUUACCCCAUCUCACUAUAAAGACAUUGUUGAUGAACGCUCUAUCAUCAGACUAUGCGGUUAUCCUCUGUGUCAAAAUAAACUGGAAAAUGUGCCAAAACAGAAGUACAGGAUUUCCACAAAAACAAACAGAGUUUAUGAUAUUACUGAAAGAAAGUGUUUUUGCAGUAACUUUUGCUAUAGAGCAUCUAAAUAUUUCGAAGCUCAAAUUUCCAAAAGUCCAGUAUGGAUGCGAGAAGAAGAAAAACCACCGGACAUAGAGCUACUGAAAGAGGGGCAGAGUGGUCAGUCUGGAGAAGAGGUGAAACUAUGUGAUGAAGUAAUUAAAGCCUCUGACAUUGAAAAUCCUAGGGCAUCUUCAGACCCAUGUGAAUCUGGUUUUGCUGACAAUGUCAGUGACAGCAGUAGUGAUACUGAACAAGAAUUUGUCUCUUCUGUUCUACCAGGAAGUCGGUCAAGUUCAGCCAAUCUUGCACAACAAUUGUACAGAAAAAGCAUCCCCAAAAAGAAACCUUUUCAGAGAGUGUAUUCCAACCCUAAAAAUGAAGACUUGGAUGUGACAGAAGCCACUGAGCAACUAUCUAGGUGUGAAUUAGAUGCUCAGGAAGAAAUGCAUACUUGCUCCGUUCAAAAUAAAAUAACUGUAACUCCUUCAGAAAAUACCGUUCCUGGAAAAUCAAAUACUACAAAAAACUAUGAAAAUACCUGUAGUGAUUCACAGAUAGUUUUUUUGAGUGUGAGCAAAAAAGGGGAAGAACAGCUUAAAAGAAUGCUAGCUAGCUCAAAAGAACUUAAAAAGUAUGAACUGAGGGAUCCAGUUAAUUCCCUGGCUGCCAAAGGCAAUUUAUUAGAAGUACUUAAGCAAACAUUUAUGGAAUGGAGAACUGAAGAAACUUUAAAGUUUCUCUAUGGUUCAAACUACACUUCUUUGUGCUCAUCAGAGUGUACAUCAGCUGCCGACCAUGAGAAUGAAGAGCUUGAUGAGGAUGACUUAGAUGAACCUGAUGAUCUUAGCGUUGCUGCAGCAGGGUCUGAAAACAGUUUGAAUCAGUCUUUACCAUUUAGAGGCUCAGGUGGAAUUAAGCCUUUGCCUAGUUAUGAAAAGUUAAAAGAAGAAACUGAAUUUCUGGAACUUCGAGUAAAAGAGUUCUAUAAAGGAAAGUGCAUCUUGGCUGAAGAGGCUGUGGCACAGGCACGAAUAGAGGAGCAUCACAGCAAAGAUAAAGUUGAUCAACAGCAAGAUCUCACCUUCCCACUUGUUGAUUCAAAUGCACAAAUGCAGAUUAGAAAGAGGAUUGUCCUUGAAAAACUGAGAAAAGCCCUACCUGCAGUUUUGGGCCCUCUUCAGAUUACCCUGGGUGAUAUUUACACGGAGCUAAAGAAUCUUGUCAAAACUUUCCGAUUGUCACAUAUUAUUCCAGUUUUCAGAAAUACUGAGAAGAGCCCAGUGUAUACACAGUUCCUGUCUACUCUGCUAGAAGAGCUGCAUUUCAAAAACGAAGAUCUUGAAAGUUUAACAAGAAUAUUUAGAAAGGACAACUUACCUGAGUGAACAAGAUGGUCACCUUAACAUCUCCUGCUGUCCAAAAUGGUGGUGUGAAGAAUAAUGUAUCGUCAGUGGUUGGGA
This is a messenger RNA of Tinamus guttatus (white-throated tinamou), 1812 nucleotides long. Lineage: Eukaryota; Metazoa; Chordata; Aves; Tinamiformes; Tinamidae. The record is from RefSeq and is a predicted model, not a curated record.